AUGAAAGUUUGUGAGAAUGAUAAGAUUAAUAGCAGUGAUGACAUUGAUAAUAGUGAUAAGAAGGAUAACAAUGAUACGAGUGAUAACAGUGAUAACAUCGAUAACAGCGAUAAGAAUAAUAACAAGGAUAACAUCGAUAAGAAAGAUAACAGUGAUAACAUUGAUGACAGUGAUAAGAAUGAUAACAUUGAUGGCAGUGAUAAGAAUGAUAACACCGAUGGCAGUGAUAAGAAUGAUAACACUGAUGACCGCGAUAAGAAUGAUAACGCUGGUGAUAAUGAUCAGGAUGAUAACAAUGAUGGCAGUGAUAAGAAUGAUGGCAGGGCUAAGAAUGAUGACAGUGAUAAGAAUGAUAACAACGAUAACAAUGGCGACAGUGAUAAGGAUGAUAACACUGACAACAAUGAUAAGAACGAUAACAGUGAUAAGAAUGAUAAUGGCGAUAACAUCGAUAACCAUGAUAACAUUGACAACAGCGAUAAGAAUGAUAACAGUGAUAAGAAUAACAACAGCGAUGACCGUGAUAAGAAUGAUAGCAAUGAUAACAAUGAUAAGAAUAAUAAAAACGAUAACAGCGAUAAGAAUGAUAAGGAUGAUAACAUUGGUAACCCCGAUAACAAUGAUAACAUCGAUAACCGCGAUAAGAAUGAUAACAGUGAUAAGAAUAAUAACAGCGAUAAGAAUGAUAACGAUAAGAAUGAUAGCAAUGAUAACAUCGAUAAGAACGAUAACACUGAUAACAAUGAUAGCAGUAAUGAGAAUGAUAAGACUGAUAACAGUGAUAACAGUAAUAAGAAUGAUGACAAUGAUAACAUUGAUAACAAUGAUAACAGUGGUAAUAAUGAUAAUAAUAAUAAUAAGCCGAUAAUUAAUGCAAUGUUGAUGCUAUAG
Messenger RNA from Bombus impatiens (common eastern bumble bee), 891 nucleotides. RefSeq names its product dentin sialophosphoprotein-like. The coding region runs from base 1 to 891 and encodes 296 amino acids. Lineage: Eukaryota; Metazoa; Arthropoda; Insecta; Hymenoptera; Apidae. The transcript has 3 exons. The record is from RefSeq and is a predicted model, not a curated record.